Clupea harengus (Atlantic herring) is the source of this 1550-nucleotide messenger RNA. Its product is annotated as epidermal retinol dehydrogenase 2. Gene Ontology annotation, molecular function: oxidoreductase activity, acting on the CH-OH group of donors, NAD or NADP as acceptor. Gene Ontology annotation, cellular component: lipid droplet. NCBI's taxonomy places the organism in Eukaryota, Metazoa, Chordata, Actinopteri, Clupeiformes, Clupeidae. The record is from RefSeq and is a predicted model, not a curated record.
CCUCUUUUGCUGAAACUGACAUCAUCAAAGGGACAGAGGACAAGACAGAUUGCUGUUGUAUUUCAAACAAAACAAAAUAGCCGCUGUGUUGUAGUUCAAAUUCAGUCUGAUCAUGUAGACCAAAACUACAAGUGAAUAUAAUAUAUACUGUAGAGGGUGUUAGGUACUGGACUUACAUAUAAAGAAGAAUACAAUAUCAAAACAGAAAACAGCUCCUGUCAUGCAUAACAGGGUCAUCCAGUGUUUAGAAGGCUUUCUGUUGAAUCUAUGCUGCCUGAAGGAUUUUUUUGAGCUUAUUUUUGGAGCAAUCUUUUACUUUUUCGAGUCAUUUGUGCGGCUGUUUGUCAAGCCACUCCCAAAGGAUGUGGAGGGAGAGAUUGUACUAGUGACAGGAGCAGCUCAGGGUAUUGGUAAGUUCAUAGCGAAGGAAUUCGGACGCCACGGGGCUACUUUGGUUCUCUGGGAUGUCAACUGGGAAGUCCUAGAUCAGACAGCCCGGGAACUCAGACGAAUCCUGGAUGUACGUGUCUAUGCCUACGCUUGUGACUGCAGUCGUCGCACAGAAGUCUACAAAGUUGCAGAGCAGGUAAAAAGGGAAGUUGGGGAUGUGUCCAUACUGGUGAACAACGCAGGAGUCGUCACUGGAAAAUAUACAUUCUCAGAGGCCCCCGACAAUUUAGUGGACAGAACUCUCCGAGUGAAUGUUGCAGCUCACUUCUGGACCUAUAAAGCAUUCCUCCCCCCAAUGAUAUCACGAAACCAUGGGCAUCUUGUGUGUAUUGCAUGUCAUGGUGGACUGUUUGCUAUGAAUGGAUUAUCAGACUACUGUGCCAGCAAAUUCGCAGCUGUGGGAUUUGCUGAGUCUAUUGCUCUGGAGCUUCUUGUCCUGAAGAAGGAAGGCAUUAAAACCACAAUAGUGUGCCCUUACUUGAUCAAUACAACCAUGUUUGGAGGAUGUCAGACGAAAUGGCCAUCUUUUCUGCCUAUUAUUGAUAAGAAAGAUGCAGCAAAGAAGAUAGUCGAUGCAGUUUUGAGAGAGAGAAUGUAUGUCUUGAUACCAUCCAGUUUGUACUUCCUUGUGGCUAUUAAGAGCUUCAUGCCUGCCAAACUGGGAAUCAUCUUCGUCAACUUUUUUGGAGGGCUGGACUUGAUGGAUCGGUUCAGAGGCGUUCCAGCGCCAAUUGUCACAUACAAGAAACGUCAAAGAGAAACCAGCAUCAAUGAAGAUCCACCAAUCUAUUACAACUAAAUAAAAAACAUGACACAAUGUGUGCUGACUGAAAAGCCAUAAGUCACUUUUUAAUUAUACAAUUACACAAAUGCAUUGCAGAAGCUGUAUUCUCACAUGUAGGACUAAUAAAAAAGCUGAUUUUCAUUGACCGGUGGCCACACAUAUACUUCAGCUCUUGUCUGGAAUGAGAUUGGGCAAUUAUUUACAGUGCAGCUUUCCAGUUGCAAAAAGUAGGUCAACACUUUUAAAUUACAGCCUGGGGGAAUUCCAGCGUUGAAACAAAAACAGUGUUGAGAAGAAAUAAAUUAUUUUGAUCCAA